CAACUAUCACCCACUUUUGCAACAAAGUUGUAUGUCAAUUUAGACAUUCCAGAAGUUGUAGAAAUUAGAAACAAGUAACUACUAUUACACUUUUUCUUUUCGAGUGUGUACCUACUUUGUGAUACUUCUUAAAUAAUAGAUAGCAUAAAGAGUUCUCUUCAAGAGUUCUCUUCACCCAAGAGACCACAACAGAAUGGAAUAGUGGAAUGGAAAAAUAGGGUUGUUCAAGAGAUGGCUGGUGUCAUGCUACAUAAUUAAAAGAUGCUCAAAUCCUUUUGGGGAGAAGCGGUUAACACUACUUGUCAUACACUCAAACAGGUGUAUUUCAGACCUAAUUCCAAGAAAACUCCUUAUGAACUCUGGAGAGGAAAGAAGUCUGUUGUCAAAUACUUCCAGAUAUUUGGCAGUGAUUGUUGCAAUCUACGUGAUAGGAAGAACCUAGAAAAGUUUGAUGCAAAGAUUGACAAGGGAUACUUUCUGGGAUACUCUUCCACUAGUAGAGCAUAUAGAGUAUACAACCUAAGAACUAAAACAAUCAUGGAGUCUUCAAAUGCGGUAAUCAAUGAUGAACUGUGUUGAGAAACUCAUUCAGAAAACACUCCUCCGAUUCAAGAAAAGACUAUGGAGGUUAAUGAUCCUAUUCCUGAUGAUUAUGUUGGGAAGCAUAGUGAUGAAGAGCUACUGUUGUUGAAUGAUGCUAUUUCAGUACCAUCAAGUUUAGAACCAUCCACACCGGUUCAUGAAACUCAACAAGAACAAAGUGAGCCUAGUCCUUCAUCAGAACAAAAAGGUACCUCCACAUCUCUGGUCAAAGGUCCAUCUUCUACAGUAAAGUUAAAUCACCCUGCCACAAACAUAUUGGGUAAUUUGAAUGAUAACAUGAGAUUGAAAUCCAAAGCCUUGAAUGUUGAUGAAGCACUUCAAGAUGUUGAUUGGGUUAAUUCUAUGCAUGAAAAACUUCGUCAAUUUGUUCGGAAUGAUGUGUGGGAAUUAGUUCCUAGACCAAAGGGAGUAAAUGUGAUUGGAACUAAGUGGAUUUUCAAGAAAAAGUCAAAUGAACAUGGUACUGUUAUUAGAAACAAAUCAAGACUUGUUGCUCAAGGAUACAAACAAGUGGAAAAAAUUUAUUUUGAUGAGACUUUUGCACCGGUAGCAAGAGUGGAAUCCAUUAGGAUACUUUUGGCCAUAGCAAGUCUUUUGAAUUUUAAGUUGUAUCAAAUGGAUGUCAAGAGUGCCUUCUUGAAUGGGAUGUUGUAAGAAGAGGUGCAUGUUGAACAAUCAAAGGGUUUUGUUGAUCCUCAUAGACUGGAUGAUGUCUACAAGUUGAAGAGAGCCCUCUAUGAUUUGAAACAAGCUCCCAAUCAUGGUAUGAUAAGUUAACUGCAUAUCUCAUUGAGCAUGGAUUCAAAAGAGGAUUUGCAGGUACUAUUCUCUUCAUAUGAAAUGAUAAGAAUUAUUUUGUAGUUGCUCAAAUUUAUGUUGAUGAUAUUGUUUUUGGUGCUACUAAUGAUUCUCUUGCUCAAUCUUUUGCAAAUGAAAUGAAGAAGAUGUUUGAAAUGAGUAUGGUUGGUGAACUGACUUAUUUCUUAGAAUUGCAAGUGAAGCAAAUGGAUUCUGGAAUUUACAUCAACCAAGCAAAGUAUGCUAGAAAUCUAGUCAAGAGAUUUGGACUUAACAAGGUUGCACAUGCUAGAACACCAAUGGCUACUAAUGCAAAGUUAACCAAUGAUCCAUCAGAUAAGUCUGUAGUUGUUACUUUAUAUAGAAGCAUGAUUGGUUGUCUUUUAUAUUUAACUGCAAAUUGUCCUAAUAUUGCCUUCAGUGUUGGUGUAUAUUCUAGGUUUCAAUCUAAUUCUAAGAUUUCACAUUUGAAUGCUAUUAAAAGAAUUAUAAAAUAUGUUAGUGGAACUUGUGAUUAUAGAUUGUUUUAUAGCAAAGAGUCAAAUUUGUCUCUUGUUGGAUUUUCAGACUCAGAUUGGACCGACAAUGCUGAUGAUAAGAAAAGCACCACUGGCGGGUGUUUUUAUGUAGGAGCCAAUCUUGUUGCUUGGAUGAGUAAAAAGUAAAAUUUUGUCUCUCUGUCUACUGUAGAAGUAGAGUAUAUUGCUGCUGGAAGUUGUUGUUCAUAGCUUCUUUGGAUGAAAAAGCUUUUGAGUGAUUUUGGAAUAUCACAAGAUACCAUGGUUGUCUAUUGUGAUAAUUCUAGUGCUAUCAAUAACUCUAAGAACCCUGUUAAACACUCUAAAACUAAGCACAUAGAGAUUAGAUAUCAUUUUAUUAAGGAUUUGGUUGAAAGAAAGAUUAUGGCUCUUGAAUAUAUCUUUACUGAACGUCAGAAUGCUGGCAUCUUCACCAAACCUCUUGAUAGAAGUAAGUUUAAAACACUUCAUCAAGCAAUUGGUGUGAUUUUGUGUCCUUAGUCAUCUUUGGCUCUCAUGGUCCUUGUGCUUCAUCUCUCUACUCUUUGUGACCAUUCAUUUUUCUUUUCUUUUUUUUCUUUGUCUUUAGAAUUUGCAUUGCAUAACAUUCAUGCAUUUCAUGAUAGGGUGGUUUUUUUUUUUUUUUUUUUAAUUUAAAAAAAAGGAGGAAAAGGAAGGGAAAAUGUGUUUUGCAUUAUUUUCUAGGAUUUAUAAUCAAGACUAGUCAUAUUAUCUUUACAUAACAUGUUUAUGUACCUUGUUUAGCAUGAAUGAGCUUAUUUUACUGCAUUUUGCUAGUUUUAGCUUUGUAGUACAUGUUAUGUUGGAGUUGUUUAUAAUUUUUGAUCACAUGAUCUUGAUUUUGAAGUCACAUGCUUUUAAUUGUAAGGACUAAAAAAUCUUAAGAGAAAGACAUAAAUAACUAUCUUACCACUAUUUACUAGCCAAUCCUGAACAUCUUAGUGCAUAUCAUAUGAUUUUGUACUUGAUAAAGUGUAGCACAUGCACAAAAAGAACAUAAGGUGUAGCCUCAAUUUAAAUAAUAAAAUUGGUGUGUACAUUAUUGGGCUAUAAUGAAUUCAAAUUGAAAUAAAAUUGGUGUGUACAUUAUGAGGCAAUUCAAGAAAAUUACACGAUUGCAAGCUUGUUUUCUAAGAGAUGUGAGAGUUAAAUGAUAUAACUCUUUAGGUGAUAGUCACUUUCAAACUUAUGUGAUGAAUUUUGUAGAAAUUGUGAUUGAUCACUAUUUACUUAUCACCUCACAUGUAUCUCAUACUUUUACUAGUUGCACAAACUACACAAAUUAUUCUUUGCUAAACUUCGUACAUUAUAUUGUGUGUGAUCUUGUUGUGACCAUCUAAGAUUAUAAGUUCCUUGAUUUUGAUGCAAAACAUGUUUUAAUGUUUUAAUCUUUGAGGACAAAUUGAUUGAAAAUCUUGUUUUUGGAAGAUAUAGGUUGAAUUCAAGUGUUUUUGAAAAACUUUUCAUCUCAUACUCAUGCAUUUUAUUCAUAAAACAAUGUGCUUUAAGGAGUUUUUGCAUUAAAAUGCUUUUUUUUUUUUUCAAAAAUCUAUUUUUUCUAGAUUUUCGAUCAAUCAAACUUGUUGCUCGACCGAUUGAAAAUGUGAUAAAAAUUUUGAUUACAAUCUGCCUGGCUCGAUCAGUGCUCGAUUGGUGCUGGAUGGAUUGAAAUUGAUUUUCGAUUGAUCGAAUCUAAUUUUCAACUGAUCGAAAAUCAGUCAGAGAGUUUUUUUUUAAAAAAAAGCUUUUCUCACGUGUUCAUCACACUGUUCAUACUUUUUCAAAAAGUUUUCUCUCUCUUCUUCUUCAACCGAUCCCCUUCAAGUUGAUUUUUGUCGUUUUCUUCCUAAUUUUUCUCAAGGUUUUUUUCUUCAAGUGCCGGUAAGACAUUUUUACCCCUUCUUUUUCAUUGUAUUCACAAUUUUCAUGCAUUUUAGGUGAAAUUUUCUGACCUAUAGAUUUUUGGGGUUUUUGAUUUUUGAGUUGGUUUCUUUCAAAUUUGAUCACUGGGUUUUUGUUCUUAGAUGUUGUAAACAUGUUUCCCAUGCAUUAAUUUGAUUAAUUUGGUGAUUUGAGGACAAUUUGAAAUUCUAGGGCUUGAAACUACAUGAAGUUGGGGAUUUUGUUCAAUUGGGCUGUAAUGGGUAAAAUUGACUUGUAUAAUUGACUGAUUAAUUCAUUAUAUGAUAUUUCCUAACUAGUAUGAUGGUUAAUUGCUUAAUUUGGGUUACUUUUUGAAAUUGGGUUUUUCAAAAUUUGGGGUUUUUGUUCUAAAACUCUAUGUUCAAGUCAAUUGUUAGUUUCUAAAGUAUAAUUGAAUAGUUUUCAUUGCAUUAGAGCAUGUAUCAUUUGUUCAUUCAGUUCAUGCAUCAUAUAGAUUGAUAUUUUCUAUUGUGUUUGCUUUCUAACCCUGUCUGAUGUAGUCUGCCCUUGUUUUUCUCUCUCUCUCUCUCUCUCUCUCUCUCUCUCUUUCUCUCUCUCUCUCUCUCUCUCUCUCUUUGUUUUUUUGCCAUUCUUUCCAACCCUUAACAUCAUGGUUAGGAAGUCUAGAGCCCAUAAAAAAAUCUCCACCUCUUCUACCCCUGUUUUCCAGAAUGAUAGGUUUCUUAGUCCAAAAAAUCAGGAAACCUUUGAGAAACUGAAUAUCUAUAAGAAGGUGUGGGCUGAGCGAAAAAUGAUUUUAGAUGAGUUCGAUCCUAAGAUUCGUAGGAGUUUUGAUUGUAGGAGUUGGUUGCCUCUUUUAGAUGUAGAUCAUCCUCCUCAGACUGUUUUGAUCAAAGAGUUCUAUUUGAACCUCUCUGUUCACUCCACUUCAUCCAACAUUCAGUUUAUGAAGAGUUGGAUAAGGGGAGAAGAGUAUGUCAUUACUCCUCAAGUAGUGGCUUCUGCUCUUGGUGUACCUUUGGUACUACAACCUGUUUAUCCUUAUGAUGAGACCCCUCCUCUUGACGACAUCAUGUCACUCAUCAUCGGUACUACCAUUCAGUGGGGUACUGAUCCUCGUAUCAUCUCUUAUGAGCUUACUGAGCUCAAUUUUUUUCGGAUUUCAUGUCAUUCCAUUUGGCCUAUCUCUCAUUUACACACUAUUCCCAUUGAGAGAUGUGCUUUUUUAUAUGCUCUUGUCACCGAUGAUUCUAUUUGUUUUCCCUCUCUGUUUAUUAGCACUUUAGUUGAGGUUUAUAGGAGUAGCUUGAAAAGGCAUGGUCUUUUCUUUUCGAUUUUUAUUCAUAGGAUUUUGUUAGAUUUGGGUUUAGAGGAUUUUCCUGCAUCCGAGCCUGUUCAUAUCAUCACCGCCAUAGGUACCACCUUUCUUAAGCAAAGAGCAGCUCAGAUGAAAGCUAGCUCUAAACGCCCCAAAGUUGAGUCUUCCACAGGUGAUGACUUUCGGCCUCCUCCAUCUAGUGAUCCAUCUGCUGAGGAGAUGUUGAUCCCAUUGCCGCAAUUGAUCCUCCACAUUUUGCUUCAGGUGAUGCUUCCAUUCGGAGUAUGUUGGAAUCUGUCAUGACCAUUUAGGUGGCGCAUGGACAAAUUUUGGUGGAUGUGCUUGCUUAGCUUCAGGCUUUAUGUGCGGAUUUGGUGAGUGUUCGGCAUUCUACUCCGCCUCCACCUUUUGAUGAUGAGUCUUGAUUGUCCUUUGGCAAUUCGUCACAAAAAGGGGGAGUAUUUAUGCAUGUUGUGAGGGGGAGAUUUUGUGUUUUUCUUGAUAGGGGGAGAUUUAGAUUGUAUUUAGGAGAUUCAUGAUGUAUUCAUUUUUUUUUUUUUUUGGCUCAUGAUGUAUUUGUUUUAUUGGUUGUAUAUGUUAGGGGGAGACAUUUAUGCUUUAUGUUUAGUAUUCUUAUUGUUUCUUGUUUCACAUAUGGUACAGUUGAUUAUUGAUUUAUAUCUAUGAGGUUAUUCAUGAUAUAUUUUUUUGUUGUUGUGUGAAAUCAAGAAUUUAUUUAUUUUACUUGUAUUUUCCACACAUGCAUUUAUGUGUUUGUUGAGUGUUUCAGGAAUAUAUAGGUUUAUUCAAUCGUGUUGCUGUCUACACUGAUUGCCAAAGGGGGAGUUUGUUAGGUUCUAAGACUUUAAGAUUUAAAUGUAUUAGAACUUCAAUGUGUAAUGCUGGCAAACCAUGAUGAAAACAUUUAGUCUAGAUUUAGGUUACUCAAAGUGUGGUUAUGUGUAAAGUUGGAAUCGAGUAAUUGCAGGAAAUUACUAUUCAAUUUCUGCAAGGCUCGAUCAAUCAAAAAUUAGACUCGAAUUUCCAACUCAGCCCAAGCCCAUAUGACAUGCAGGGUUUUAUGUUUUGCUUCAAGUAUAAAAGGAAAAACCCUAACCAAGUUUUAGAGGUUGUUGAUAUGCUGUGUGUGUGAAUAUCUUGUGAGAUCUAGAGGUGUUUACCUUCAUACACACUUAGGGUUAUCAUGGUCAAGAUUAAUAUCCAGAGCUUGGUGAUCUCUUCAGUCGCUGUUUCAAAAGUUUAAAGAAAACACAAGUAGGAGUACUUGUGGUUGCUAUGGAUCAAGGAAAGAAGUAGUUCGUGGACUCGGAGCUGUCACGUGGUCGUGAUAGUAAGUUUUCUACUUGAGGUAACAAUAGGAUGUUAGUGGCUAAGUCGCUAUUGUAAAAACUUCAAUUCUUUCAUGGUGGAUUUGUUUUACCUUGAGGAUAGCUAGGUUAAAUCCCCUCCAAGUUUUUUAUCGGUUUGGUUUUCCUAGGUUAUCAUAUCGUUGUGUUCUUUAUUUUCCACAUUGUUUACAUAAUAUGAUUUAUUUGUG
Quercus robur (English oak) is the source of this 6700-nucleotide messenger RNA. RefSeq lists its product as uncharacterized. The transcript has 2 exons. The record is from RefSeq and is a predicted model, not a curated record. Lineage: Eukaryota; Viridiplantae; Streptophyta; Magnoliopsida; Fagales; Fagaceae. The coding region runs from base 4474 to 5445 and encodes 323 amino acids.